Molecule: messenger RNA, 708 nt
Organism: Gopherus flavomarginatus (Mexican gopher tortoise)
Lineage: Eukaryota; Metazoa; Chordata; Testudines; Testudinidae
Product: olfactory receptor 14A16-like
Exons: 2
Coding region: 1-708 (235 amino acids)
Biological process (GO): G protein-coupled receptor signaling pathway
Cellular component (GO): membrane
Molecular function (GO): olfactory receptor activity
Source: RefSeq, a predicted model, not a curated record
AUGGCGGGCCCUCUGCUGGUUGCCGCAAAGACAGCAGACAGAUUGCCUUUGGUGGCAUGCCUGCAGAGGGUCCACUGUUCGCUGGGCUUCCUCAGACCUCUCGCAGACCGGUACGUUGCCAACUACCAACCACUGCACUAUGAGACUAUAAUGAACAGAGGAGCUUGUGUCCAAAUGGCAGCCAGUGCCUGGAUCAGUGGAAUUCCCAUUUCUACUAUGCAGACUGGGAACAUAUUUGCAUUACCUUUUUGUGGUGGUAACAAGGUGGAUCAGUUCUUCUGUGAAAUCCCCCAGCUGCUCAAGAUCACUUGCAAUGACACAUACCUCAGUGAAGUUGUUAUUACUUCUUUUCUCUUUUUCUUAGUCUUAUGUUGCUUUGCUUUUAUAAUUGAGUCAUAUGUUCAGAUCUUCAAAACCGUGCUGAGAAUCCCCUCUGAGCAGGGCCGGAAUAAAGCCUUCUCCACCUGCCUCCCUCACCUCGCUGUGGUCUCCUUGUUAGUUUGCACUGCCACCUUUGCCUACAUGAAAUCCACCUCCAGCUCAUCAUCAGGUCUGGAUGUCACAGUGGCUGUUCUUUAUUCUGUGAUGCCUCCAGUGAUGAAUCCAGUCAUCUACAGCAUCAGGAACAAGGAGAUAAAAGGUGCCCUGAGGAAACUAACUGAGGGGAAGUUAUCCAAAAAGAAUAAAAUUUCCAGAUUUCUCCCAUGA